Molecule: messenger RNA, 1035 nt
Organism: Cimex lectularius (bed bug)
Lineage: Eukaryota; Metazoa; Arthropoda; Insecta; Hemiptera; Cimicidae
Product: glutathione S-transferase theta-1-like
Exons: 5
Coding region: 204-908 (234 amino acids)
Biological process (GO): glutathione metabolic process
Cellular component (GO): cytoplasm
Molecular function (GO): glutathione transferase activity
Source: RefSeq, a predicted model, not a curated record
AAAGAACCCUGACCGUCACUUCCAAUGAUCCAAUGAUUUUAUGAUGUCAGUUAUGAUUCAAACGCUAGCGCUACGAAUAGAAAUACGAGGUUACAUCAAAAAUAAAAGACGAUAUUCGUUUAGGCUCAAGGGCUGGCUGAUACCAAACAAAAAAUAGCCUUUUGUUGACACAGACUACCAAAUUGAACACUGACAGAGGGAAGAUGUCGAGGCUCAAAUUCUACUACGACCUCCUUUCGCAGCCUUCCAGGAGUCUUUUGAUUUUCCUCCAGACAAAUAAAAUCCCUUUCGAACCCGUGCCGAUACGAUUGGGAAAAGGGGAACACAAAACCGAAGAGUUCAAGAAAAUCACGCCAUUACAGCUCGUACCAGUUAUAGACGAUGAUGGCUUUGUUGUAAAGGAGAGUGUUGGAAUUCUUCGCUAUUUGUCCAAGCGGUAUAACGUCGAUGACCACUGGUACCCUAAUGACGUAAAAGAGCAGGCAAAGGUUGACGAAUAUCUCGAAUGGCAGCAUUUAGGCACACGAUUCGCCUGUGGGAUGUAUUUUAGGAUCAUGUGGUUAACGCCGAUGGCGACUAAAGUCGCUCCAAAUUCCAAGCUUGCCGAAAAACAUAAAGAGCUUAUGGUAAACACUUGCAAUACUGUACAAGAUGUAUGGUUGGGGGAUAAAAAGUACAUCUGUGGUGAUAAAAUUUCAAUUGCUGACCUGCUUGCCGUUUCAGAACUGGAACAGCCAAGGCUUGCGGGCUAUGAUCCAAGGGAAGGAAGGCCCAAAUUGGCUGAGUACAUGGAGCGGGUUCGCCAGGAUACAAACCCAUCCUACGACGUUGCGCACAAAGUGCUCAAUACAAUUGUCGAAAAGUUCAAGGGCGAGUGCCCGGCUUUGGUAAAGUCUGCUCAAAAUUAGGCUUUUAUAACUUGAUCACUACUGAGUAAAAUUGAAUCGUUGAAAAUGUAAAUAUAUUUCUGCAUAACAAUUUUUGUUAUUACUUAAUAGAUGAUUGUAUUAAAAUAAAAUAGUUUAGAAGAAGGUA